Messenger RNA from Oryctolagus cuniculus (rabbit), 9734 nucleotides. RefSeq names its product nuclear receptor binding SET domain protein 3 (gene NSD3). Lineage: Eukaryota; Metazoa; Chordata; Mammalia; Lagomorpha; Leporidae. The record is from RefSeq and is a predicted model, not a curated record. Gene Ontology annotation, molecular function: protein binding; histone methyltransferase activity. Gene Ontology annotation, cellular component: nucleus.
GGCGGCGGCGGCGGCGGGAGCGGGCGGCGACGGCGACGGAGACAGCGGCGGCCAGCACGGAGGCGGAGGCCGGGGGCGCUGUGGGCAGGUCGCCGCGGAGAGGCGUGCGAAUUCCGAGUCGAGCCCCGAGGACCCCGCUGCCCCGGCCGGGACGCCAGCCACAGGCUCCUCUCAGGCAACCCCGGCUGCGCGGCGACCCCCAGCCCCUGCGGCCCCCCGUGCCCACUCCGCCUCCCGCAGCCUUCCUCCGCCCCGCAGCGCGCCCGGCCCGGCCCGGCCGUGGCCCUCCUCGGUGCCGGCCGCCAUGGCAGAGGCGUCCGGCGCGGGGGAAAUCUAGCCCGGGGAUUUCAUGCGGCCUAGUCCGGUUCCGUCUCCUCCCCCGCCGCGGCCCCGGCAGCUGCCUGCACCCCAAGCCCCACUCCGGGCCCCCGUGUCUGUCUCUCCUGUGAUCGUACUGACACGGCCGGGGGGUUAGAAUGGAACAAACUGAAGGCCCGAUGAGAGAAAGGGAAAGUUAAGGAUGCUGGAGCAGAACAAUGGAUUUCUCUUUCUCUUUCAUGCAAGGGAUCAUGGGAAACACAAUUCAGCAACCACCUCAACUCAUUGACUCCGCCAACAUCCGUCAGGAGGAUGCCUUUGACAACAGCAGUGACAUUGUUGAAGAUGGUGGCCAGACACCGUAUGAAGCUACCUUGCAGCAAGGUUUUCAGUACCCACCCACAACAGAAGAUCUUCCUCCACUCACAAAUGGCUAUCCACCAUCAAUCAACAUGUAUGAAACUCAAACCAAAUACCAGUCGUAUAAUCAGUAUCCCAAUGGGUCAGCCAAUGGCUUUGGUGCAGUUAGAAACUUUAGCCCCACUGACUAUUACCAUUCCGAAAUUCCAAACACAAGACCACAUGAGGUUCUGGACAAGCCUUCUCCUCCACAGCCACCACCUCCUCCUUCGGUACCACAAACUGUGAUUCCAAAGAAGACUGGCUCACCUGAAAUUAAACUGAAAAUAACCAAAACUAUCCAGAAUGGCAGGGAAUUGUUUGAGUCUUCCCUUUGUGGAGACCUUUUAAAUGAAGUACAGGCAAGUGAGCACACAAAGUCCAAGCACGAAAGCAGAAAAGAGAAAAGGAAAAAAAGCAGCAAGCAUGACUCAUCCAGAUCUGAGGAGCGCAGAUCACACAAAAUCCCCAAAUUAGAGCCAGAAGAACACAAUAGACCAAAUGAAAGGGUUGACACAGUAUCAGAAAAACCAAGAGAAGAUCCAGUACUAAAAGAAGAAGCCCCAGCUCAGCCGAUAUCAUCUUCUGUUCCAGCAACAGAAGUGUCCACUGGUGUUAAGUUCCAGGUUGGUGAUCUUGUUUGGUCCAAGGUGGGAACCUAUCCUUGGUGGCCUUGUAUGGUUUCAAGUGAUCCCCAGCUCGAGGUUCACACCAAAAUUAACACAAGAGGGGCCCGGGAAUACCAUGUCCAGUUCUUUAGCAACCAGCCGGAGAGGGCAUGGGUUCACGAAAAGCGAGUGCGGGAGUAUAAAGGUCAUAAACAGUAUGAAGAGUUACUGGCUGAGGCCGCCAAACAAGCCAGCAACCACUCUGAAAAACAAAAGAUUCGAAAACCCCGACCCCAGAGAGAACGUGCUCAGUGGGAUAUUGGCAUUGCCCAUGCGGAAAAAGCAUUGAAAAUGACUCGAGAAGAAAGAAUAGAACAGUAUACUUUCAUCUAUAUCGAUAAACAGCCUGAAGACCAAGCGAAAAAGAAUACUGCCUCCAAAGCUGAAGUUAAAAAAACUCGAAAACCAAGGUCUGUGCUGAACACUCAGUCAGAACAGACCAGCGCAGGGGAGGUGGCCUCCUCACAGUCAGGUACUGAAAACCGGAGACACAGCCAGAGGCGGCACACGAGUGUGGAGGAGGACGAGCCGCCUCCUGUUAAAAUAGCCUGGAAAACAGCAGCAGCGAGGAAGUCCUUGCCAGCUUCCAUCACAAUGCACAAAGGGAGCCUGGAUUUGCAGAAGUGUAACAUGUCUCCAGUUGUGAAAAUUGAACAGGUGUUUGCUCUUCAGAAUGCUACAGGAGAUGGGAAAUUUAUUGAUCAGUUUGUCUAUUCAACGAAGGGAAUUGGUAACAAAACGGAAAUAAGUGUCAGAGGGCAAGACAGGCUUAUAAUUUCUACACCAAACCAGAGAAGUGAAAAGCCACCACAGAAUGUAUCAUCUCCUGAAGCAACAGCUGGUCCUACAGGCCCAGUAGAAAAGAAGCAGCAGAGAAGAUCAAUUAGAACGCGUUCUGAAUCAGAGAAGUCCACUGAGGUUGUGCCAAAGAAGAAGAUCAAAAAGGAGCAGGUUGAAACAGUUCCUCAGGCUACGGCGAAGACUGGAUUACAGAAAGGUGCCAGCGAGAUUUCAGAUUCCUGUAAACCUCUAAAGAAAAGGAGUCGCGCCUCAACUGAUGUAGAAAUGACUAGUUCAGCAUACAGAGAUACAUCUGACUCCGAUUCUAGAGGACUGAGUGAUCUGCAGGUAGGCUUUGGAAAGCAAGUAGAUAGCCCUUCAGCUACUGCAGAUGCAGAUGUUUCCGACGUGCAGUCCGUGGAUUCCAGUCUUUCCAGAAGAGGCGUUGGAAUGAGUAAGAAGGACACUGUGUGUCAGAUCUGUGAAAGCUCUGGCGACUCUCUGAUUGCCUGUGAGGGAGAGUGCUGCACACACUUCCACCUGGAGUGCCUGGGGCUCCCUUCACUCCCUGACGGAAAGUUCAUCUGUGUGGAAUGUCAAACCGGGCAGCACCCAUGUUUUUCAUGUAAGAUGUCUGGUAAGGACGUGAAGCGCUGUUCUGUUGGUGCCUGCGGGAAAUUUUACCAUGAAGCCUGUGUCCGUAAAUUCCCCACUGCCAUCUUUGAAUCAAAAGGAUUCCGCUGUCCCCAGCACUGCUGCUCUGCCUGCUCUAUGGAGAAAGAUAUCCACAAAGCAAGUAAAGGCCGCAUGAUGAGAUGUUUGCGGUGUCCGGUGGCCUAUCACUCUGGAGAUGCUUGCAUUGCUGCUGGAAGCAUAUUUGUGUCCUCCUGCAUUCUCAUCUGUAGUAAUCAUUCCAAACGGAGCAGCAAUUCUUCUUCAGCUGUAAAUGUAGGCUUUUGUUUCGUUUGUGCCAGAGGGCUGAUAGUUCAGGACCAUUCAGACCCCAUGUUCAGUUCCUAUGCCUAUAAGUCCCACUACCUACUGAAUGAAUCAAAUCGUGCUGAGUUGAUGAAAUUACCUAUGAUUCCUUCUUCGUCAGCUUCCAAAAAGAAAUGUGAGAAAGGUGGAAGACUGCUCUGCUGUGAGUCGUGCCCAGCGUCCUUCCACCCGGAGUGCCUGAGCAUAGACAUGCCAGAAGGCUGCUGGAAUUGUAAUGACUGUAAAGCUGGCAAGAAACUACAUUACAAGCAAAUUGUUUGGGUCAAAUUGGGAAAUUACAGAUGGUGGCCAGCAGAGAUCUGCAACCCCAGGUCUGUGCCACUGAACAUCCAGGGCCUUAAGCAUGACUUGGGGGACUUCCCUGUGUUCUUCUUUGGUUCCCAUGACUACUACUGGGUGCACCAGGGCAGAGUGUUCCCUUACGUUGAAGGAGACAAAAGCUUUGCUGAGGGACAGACUAGUAUCAACAAGACCUUCAAAAAAGCACUGGAAGAAGCUGCAAAACGUUUCCAAGAAUUGAAAGCACAAAGAGAAAGUAAAGAAGCACUAGAGAUUGAAAAAAAUUCAAGAAAACCUCCUCCUUACAAACACAUCAAAGCCAACAAAGUCAUCGGCAAGGUGCAGAUCCAAGUUGCUGACCUGUCGGAGAUCCCCCGCUGUAACUGCAAGCCCGCUGAUGAGAACCCUUGCGGCUUGGAGUCCCAGUGCCUCAACAGGAUGCUGCAGUAUGAGUGCCACCCGCAGGUGUGCCCAGCCGGAGAGCGCUGUCAGAACCAGUGCUUCACGAAGAGGCUGUACCCCGACGCAGAGAUUAUCAAGACAGAGCGCAGAGGCUGGGGCCUCAGGACCAAAAGGAGCAUUAAGAAGGGUGAAUUUGUAAAUGAAUAUGUUGGAGAAUUAAUUGAUGAAGAAGAAUGCAGAUUACGAAUCAAGCGAGCCCACGAGAACAGUGUAACUAAUUUUUAUAUGUUAACUGUUACCAAGGAUCGGAUCAUUGAUGCUGGCCCCAAAGGAAAUUAUUCUCGUUUCAUGAACCACAGUUGUAAUCCAAACUGUGAAACACAGAAGUGGACGGUGAACGGAGACGUCCGAGUCGGACUUUUCGCUCUUUGUGAUAUUCCUGCAGGGAUGGAGCUAACAUUUAAUUACAACCUGGAUUGUCUGGGCAAUGGCAGAACCGAGUGCCACUGCGGGGCCGAGAACUGCAGCGGCUUCCUGGGAGUGCGGCCAAAGUCGGCGUGUGCAUCAACAACGGAGGAAAAGGCCAAAAACGCUAAGCUAAAGCAGAAGAGGCGAAAAAUCAAAACAGAACCAAAGCAGAUGCACGAAGACUACUGUUUUCAGUGUGGAGACGGUGGGGAGCUGGUCAUGUGUGACAAAAAAGACUGUCCCAAAGCGUACCACCUCCUAUGCCUUAACCUGACUCAGCCACCAUACGGAAAGUGGGAGUGCCCGUGGCAUCAGUGCGACCAGUGCAGCGCUGCAGCUGUGUCCUUCUGUGAGUUCUGUCCGCAUUCGUUUUGCAAAGAUCACGACCAGGGGGCUCUGGUUGCCUCCGCGCUGGAAGGCCGCCUCUGCUGCUCGGAACACGACCCCGUGGCCCCCGUGUCGGCAGAAUACUGGAGCAAGAUCAGGUGUAAGCGGGAGUCACAAGACCACGGAGAAGAAGUGAAAGAAUAGAUCACUGGGCAUCUCCUCCCCUCCUUAUUUAAGGGGAAAAAAGGGAAAAGAGAAAAGCAAGUAGAUGAUGCUUUUUACAAAGAGAAGAGACUGCUACAGCGCGUGCAGCCUUUGCCAUCGGAACUGCCUUACUAAUGUGAAAACAGGAAACUGGUUCAUGCAGGCAGAAGCGAUGGGGGUCUGGUUUCUGUUUCGAGGUGUUGGUUUGGGGAUUCUUUUGUGGAGGGUGAAAUGCCCUUGGCUUUUUCCUUGCCUUUUGUUGUGCUUCAAUGCCUUUGCAGCUGGAGAAAGAGAUGUCUUCGCUUUUCAAAUAAGAACAAAGAGAAGGGAAGCUUUGCUGAUGAGAUAGAUUGCUGGUCUAAGACGUGUUGUUCCUCGGUUGUAUAAAGCAAAAGUAGCCAUCAUUCCUUUAUUUAUUUUCAUUUUAGGAACUCAAGAGAAGUGUAGUUGAAAUAGUCUAAUCAGUGUAUGUGUGUGCGUGUUCCCAGUAGGAGUCAGAGACAGCCCUCUAGAGAAGGGUGAGCUAACCUUUAUAUACCUCUUUACUGAACAGUAGGUAGGCUAACUUCUUCCCUUCCCCACGUCGGCCCCAGUCUCAGAGGAGGGCUCUGUGGGAGUCUGCAGCCUGGCCUCUCGAAAGCAAACACCUCGGUGGAUUUCCCCUGGGCGGUCGUACCCUGGGCGAGCCUCAUGAUGUGGUCACUUUACCUCAGAAGGUGUUCCUGUACGUUUUUGGUUGGGAAGAAAAAAGCAAUUGGUGUGCUUCCUGGGUUUGAAAGGUUUCCCGUGGCCAGCGAGUGCGCUGAUGUGGGUGUGAGCACGCAGUUGGAGCGGCCGCACUGGUAAGGAGCUGAAGGGAGCUGACAGCACACCCAGAAGCUGGGUCCCGGAAGCACCGCUUCUUGUCCAGUUUCACGGAGACCUGGUCUGACUAGGAGAGAAUUGUGGGCAUUUUUCUUCCUGUCUCUGUUUUCCUCUCCUAAUGAAACAUUUCCUUUGUGACCCGCCCAAUCGGGCAUGUUUCCUGCUGAAACUACACAUGCAAAUUGGCUCUGUAUUUGAAUAAAUCUUUCUAGUUGUGCUCCGAACUGGGGGCAAGGGGGAUGGGAGCGGUCGGAGCAUCCCCAGGUUAUUUGUAAACAGUUUCUGCUUUGUAUUCCCCAAUACGAAGACCCUUCUUCCCUGAAGAAGGGGAAGAACUGCUACUUCUGCAGGGUACCUAGAGCCACACAAACACACCCCAUCUUAGGAAGCACCCGAGAGUCAGUGUUAGCCAAGAUGGCUGCCUGAGAUGCUUGAAUCUGACAGAUUCCAGGAUACCCAGAUGUCUGCCCACAAAACACUCCUGCAUUGAAUGCUUCAGGAUAUGCGUAGUCCAGUAGAAUCCUGGGAUGAAACCUUGGGUCACGUCAGGCGUCGGUGGAGCUCUGUACCCAGCACAAGUCCGGGGCGAGCGCCAGUGACUGCCCCGCAGGAGGUUCCUGGUAACCUCAGGAAGGUGGGCAGGGCAGGCGCUCCGCUGCGUCCUGCAGCUGGGUCGUGUGCGUUGAGUUUUCUUACCUAGAGCUCCUCUCUGGAAAGAAGAAAAAAGCUGUUCUGUGCCUCUCUCUUCCUUUGUAAGUGUGCACUUACACGGGACUUUCCCUUAUCAAACAACACUACAGCUCCCUCACUCGAGCUCCUAGCCUGCCACCUGCCUGGCUCCAGCAGUGCACUCUCAAGGGAACGCUGGGCUCGCAGCACCUGUGGUGAGAUGCAGCCCCAGCGAGCAGAGUGGAAGCGCUACCCGCCACCAAGUCCCGCUGCUGCAAGCGCCCUGGAGUGCCGCCCACCGAAACACUAGCCUUUGCUCUUGAGCAAGCAUAUAGUUUGAUGUCCUUUUGAAAAAUAAUUUAAGAAAAUCUAGGUUUUAUCAUACUAAAAUUUUAUUUUAUAUAUAUAUGAGAUAAAUGUUUGGUUUUUUAAAUGUACUAACAUAAGGAUUUCCUUUACUAUUCCAGAUGCAACUGUUAUUGAAACAGUAUUCAACAUGAAAUCUUAUCUCCUUGCUUUGUUUUGGACUUAGUGCAAUUUAAUAUCUGAUGACUUUUAUAUGGUAAGCCAGGGUAUAUACUGUAUAGUGCAAAUACCUUAGGUUUAAGUAUUUUUAUGCAGUUUCUUCAUUGUGUCACGUUUUGGUUUUUUAUAUCUGUAACAGAGCUCUGCUGAAUUUUUUUAAUCCUUUUUUUUGAUGAAUUAAUAGAGUCACUCUGCCAUUUCAGAAAUCAGAAGUAGAACACAAAACAGAUAACCGUGGCUCUGAAGUCUUUGUCCAUGAAUGCUCUCUAAUGGUCUAAAAAGUAGGCCCACUCUGACCAGUGCCAAGGAGCGCUCCCCACUCCAGGCUGCCGGCAUCGACCUCUGUGUGUGGGAGUUGCGGCAGUGGAAGCAAACAAAGCUGUGCUCCCUGGGAGCGCCAGUCUGCACGCGCAGCGCGUGCCCCGGCCACACCAGCGAAAUGCGCCAGGACACAUCGCUCGCUCUCAGGCUGCAGUUGGUGUUUGCUGACCUGUAAAUCUGUACGCAGUCAGAGCGUAAGUGGUUGGCUUUUUAGUCUUGUCCGAAAAAUGAAAUAACUUAGAAGCAGCAUGGGAUAAUGGUGGUAUUUUUUUUUUAACCGCAAAUUAAUUCUUUGGAGGAAGAGAUGAGCCUAAGAGUUUGGGUAAUCAGCAUAAAGCUCCAGAAAGCUGGGUUCGUAGGAGCUAGAGGUGAAACCCUGGGGCUUCGCAGGCUCUGUGCGGCAGGUGGGGGGAGGCCCGCAGGAGCUGGCGGGGCAGGGCCAGCCACCUGCCUCCCUGGGGUGCGGGGGCUGCGGGAGGCCAGGCCCCAUCACUGCCACACACGGCGAGGUUCCCACGCUGUCAUCCUAACAAAUGAGCUGGCCUGAGCUGAGGUUAGGGUUCCAGUCGGGGCGGACCCGAGAAGCUUCAACAGGAGCUAACUGGAAGGAGGCCGCUCCUCCAGCCGCCCGUGGUCCUGCCCGGUGCUCUCCGGCGUGCUGGGCCGCGGUUCCUGAAGCAGCAGAGGUUCCCGCCGGGGCAAAGCCAGACCUGCACUUGGCAGACGGAUCCGCAGCCGCUCGUCCAGUGGCGCUUUAGGACAGAGCUCUUCCCUUAGCGUUCACCUUCAAAAUCAAGGCGUUGCCUGCCGGGAGCCGUGCCCUGCAGGAGGAGAAAACAAGGCAAUUCGGGCCCCUCACAGGCUGGGGAGCUUGUCCACGCCGCACGGACGGCGGAGAGCUGCCGGCUCCCGCAUCCCAGGCCAACAGACAAAAACGUCGAAAUUGCUUCCGUUGUCAGAUGGGCUAGGAAAUAGGUAUAAUUAGACAGCUUUGCAAUGGACCGAGAGACAGUGAGAAGUCGGCGAUGCGUCUGCUGAGAUGUCAGCAACUUGUACCUGGGGCGGGGCGGGGCGGGGCGGGGCGGGGCGGCGUGGGGGCGGUUUUCCACAGGUACGAAGUAGUCACUUUAACAUGAGACCUCUGCCUCGUUGAAUUCAGGUUUUUUAAGUACUUGAAACUCUUCAGCUGCUCCCCUUAUCGUUUGGUUUCUUUAUAAAUUCAUGAAGUAGAACGCAUGGUUCUGUAGACGGUUCUGGAAACAGGCAGCCUGGUCUCUUGCCUCUAGCUGGGCCGAAGUUCUGCUCACGGCAGAGACUGCUGCGGGAGGUGCACCGCGUUUGCACAGUCAUUUCCUGUGCGUGCUGCUUCGUCAGCCCCGCACCCGGCGCCUCCUCUUUCCUUCUAAUAGAAACCUGUUCAGAAACGUUAACUGCACUUACGUUACACUCCUGAAAUGCUGUGUGUCAAAAACCAUUUCCGUUUGUGUGUGUGUGUGUGUGUUUUCCGUUGCCGAGUGACAGGUUUGGGUGCGUGUGAAGGGACAGGAGGGAGAGUGGCCUGUCCUCAGGGAGGCUCUCAGUGUCAUUAGCAUGCAAAUGGAAAGGGAAGACAGCCUGGGCACCAGGCUCCCCCAGGGCCUUGCCAAGGGGUUCCUGGUCGGUUAAGUGGGCUGGAUGAACUUUCCCUCGGAGUCAGUCGAUGCCAUUGGCUUUCCUUUGUCUUUACUUGCCUGUGUUGAGGAAAGCACGUUGCCACCAUAACCCAGUGGCUCAGUGGUCACCCUCCUGGUGUGUGCACGGGGUGUGCACAUUUGGAGCUAUGAGAAAGUGGCUUGACCCACCUGAGGGACACUGCACAGCCGAUGCCCACACAUUCCUUUCGUUUCCCCUUGUUCUUUAUAAUGACCUUUGUAGAUGGUUAUUUCUGUACUUUAUCUGUAACGAGCUUUGUAGAUCCUGUGAAGUUAUUUUGCCUAAAUCACUUGAGACUUGAGUCUUGACUAACAUAGCGUCAAUAUUCACUAAAGCCAGUCUCUUGAGUUUCUGUGACUCGGCUAGAAGCUCUUGACACUAAGGGAUUAGUGUUCAUUUUCCCUGGGGAUGUCCCACUAGGGCGUUACUGUAUGAUGACUUGAUGUUGCCGCAUAGACUUCCAGAUGCAUACUAUUUUGAGGAUUUUGUUGAUUGGCCUAUGUUCUAUUGCAUAGUGUGAAUCGUGUGAAGCUUGGUUAACCUGUACAUAGAUAGCUUCUCGAUCAGACACAGUGUCUUUAGGAUUGCUCGUCAUAUUUAAGCUUCUUACUGAUGUGCGUGCUGGUAGGAACAUAAUUUUUGUACAUUAUUAUAUUUACUGAGAUGUUGCCUUUUUUAUUUUACAAAUACUUUGGAACUCAAAUGUGUUUUUUGCUUCCGUGAGGAUUAAUUUGGAAAAGGUUUUUAAUGACAUUCCACUGAUUUCAGAUUUUGCUUGAGACUGACUUCAAUAAAUUGUCCUGUAUGUUCCAAAUUAAA